This is a messenger RNA of Poeciliopsis prolifica (blackstripe livebearer), 6293 nucleotides long. It is a transcript of the gene smcr8a, whose product is annotated as Smith-Magenis syndrome chromosome region, candidate 8a. Lineage: Eukaryota; Metazoa; Chordata; Actinopteri; Cyprinodontiformes; Poeciliidae. Gene Ontology annotation, cellular component: guanyl-nucleotide exchange factor complex. The coding region runs from base 444 to 3317 and encodes 957 amino acids. Gene Ontology annotation, molecular function: GTPase activator activity. The record is from RefSeq and is a predicted model, not a curated record. The transcript is spliced from 3 exons.
UCAUGGCGGCUGUCUCUGGAUGCGAACAGCAGAUGUAGCGUUUCUUCUUCUUUUUUUUCCCUCUCCGCGAACCAUGCCGUUUGAUGCACGCGCCGGACUUUGAUCCGGACGCCAGGAGGGACGGCGGCCCCACAGGAAGAGGAGGAGGAGGAGGACGGCCGCUCCUCUCCCAGGCGGCUGUAGCAUGAAGGCUCUGCAGGCAACACGGACGCUGUGAUUCCCGAGGAGGGCUUUUUGUCAGCCAAGGCGCUGGAUGGUGUGUUUGUUUGAUUGUCGAGUUGUUCAUUUGUGUUUUUAAUUCAUCUCUUCUUGCGGAUGUUGAGUUAAUUUGGAGAUCGGAAUGGGUUCAGUGGAGCAGCUGCGCCCUAUUGAAGGUUUUACUACAGUGUGAUGAUGGCCAGUCUGAAUGGACUCUCUCCCUGCUGUCCACACACAGCUUUUCUAUGACUGUUUGUGCUUCUGCUGCUUCUCAUGCCUCCCUCAGUGGUAACACUAUGAUAGGCUCCCCAGAUGUGGUAGCUUUCACUAAAGAGGAUGAAUACGGGCAGACUAGUCAAGACCCUCUGGGUCUCCCGGAGGAGUUCUCCGUACCCCUCCACCCGCUGGCCGACUCCAACCCCUGGGCCAAAACCUCCUACGCCAAAUUCACCAAAGACUUCAUCCUCAUCUCUGAGUUCUCAGAGCAGGUGGGUCCCCAGCCUCUCCUCACCAUCCCAGGUGACCCCAAAGUCUGCGGCACCUUCGACCUCAACUACUUCUCCCUGCGGAUCAUGUCCGUGGACUACCAGGCCUCCUUCGUGGGGCAUCCGCCCGGCAGCGGCUACCCGAGGCUCAGCUUUGUGGAGGACUCCAGGGUCGUCCUGGGAGACUCGAAGGAGGGAGCGUUCGCGUACGUCCAUCACUUCACCCUGUACGACCUGGAGGCGAGAGGCUUCGUGCGGCCGUUCUGCAUGGCGUAUGUAGCAGCGGACGAGAAGAAAAUCAUGCUCCAGUUUCAGGAGCUGUCCCUCCGCUUCUCGCAGGCCUCGGAGUGUCUGAAGGCCGGGAACAGAAGGGCAUUCGCCAAGGAACUCCAGCGGAAGCUCCAGGACCUGGAGUACACCCACUCUGUGCUGCAGCGGGAAGAGGGCCUGCAGAGAGAGGCGGGGCCUCAGUGCGUUUACUCUGCCCAUGCUGUAGAAAAGGCCAAUGAGCUGGCGAACGUGGAGAAGAGCAUUUACGAGCACAGAGACCUGCUGAAGCAGAUCAGUGCCUACCAUCAGCGACCACGACGGGAUCCGCACGCCGUCUCGUGCCAGAAGUGCAUGACCGAGUGCUUGAGAGAGUGCGAAGAGCUGUUGGACAAAUACGCCAAGCUGGCGAAUCCCCUCGGGUUCAUCCACAGAGUCUCCAAAGGAGAAGGCGACGAGAUUGAAUCUGAUGAUAACGGAGGGGAAGAAGAGGCGGAUGAAGAUGAGGAUGACGGUAAUAAGCGCAGGCCAUCGUACACGCCACAGCUGAUCAAAGCAAAGUCUGCAAAGUGUUUCGCCAAACGCCUGAAGACCUUGCAAGAACUGUGUGAGGACAAUUUCUACGAGGCCACCGUUGAGCUUCUGAAGGAGACGGAGAGGAGUUUCCGCGGCGACCUGUGUUACCUCUACACUCGCCGCUUGGACAAGGCACUGCGCAGGAAGCAGAAAAUUGUCAACUUCCUGUUUGAGGCAGACCUCAUUGAUGACGUUCAGGAUGAAGCCGACACACUGAGACCAUUCUGCGCUGUGAAUCACGCCAUAGACAACUACAUGCACUUAAAUCCACCUCAUAUUGUCCUGGGGCCAGAGGCUCUUGAGCUUGAUGGAUUAAGACCGCAAGAUCCGCUAGGCCUGGCUUGUGAAGCCGCCACUACUCAGGAGCUUGGACUUCUGGGCAGCCAUCUGGAGUCCUCUCCCUCAGACCAGACCUUGGAGACACAGGGGAGCUCAGAAGGGACCAAAGAAAGCUUCAGCAGCGAUAAAAGUGGAACAGAUCAAACUGAGAAGCAAGAGAGUCUUGCAAGUAUAAAUACAGAAGGUCCUGAUCCGGACUCUGACUUGACACCAGAACCUGACCAAAACACCUACCCAGAGAGGGAAAGCAGUAGCGAGGACAUGGAGACCACUGCCGGGGAGGAUGACUGUGAUACCAGACAAGACCAGACCCCUGUGUCUUUGCUGGAAGUCGUGUCCGAACUGGAGGCCAGAAAGGACGAUGAGUGUGACGUGGGAAUGCACUCAGAGCUGCUGGCUCCCAUGGAUACAGCGUGCUGUAUGGCCCAAGAGGGUUUCCUCUAUGAGGCAGCUGACCCUGACACUGUGCCUUGCCUGAGUCCAAACUCGACCCUGAGCCCCUAUAAGGUUCUGGUGGUCAACCAGGAGCCCCACGCCCUUCACCCCAUCCAGGAUGAGUACACAGUGGGUUCCCCAUGCUCAGCAGCAGGGCUGGAGCUUCCCGUGGGCGUCUUUGGAGAUGCAGCUUCACGUAGCUCCAUGGAGGACGGGUCAGACUGUACCAUGAGUGCUUCCACGGGCUCCGACCGGGCCGCCUCGCCGCUCGGCUACGGGGGGUCAGUGACUCUCCGUCAGAGGAAAAAAGCCGGGCAAGGCGCUUUGAGGUUCGUGCGCCAGUACUCCUUUGCAAUGCAAGCCCUGUGGUGUCUGCUGAGCGGCAGGACGCUGGUGGUGCUCGGGGCGGACGAGGGGAGAGUCCGCCGCCUCGUGUCUGCUCUGGCGCUCUUCGUACCCAACCCUGGCAAGAGUGGAGAGAGGGUCCAGCCCUGGCUGUCCUGUCCCUUCACCCUCAUUGACCUUCACAGGUGGAAACUUAUUGGGCUGCAAAGGGUUGCUUCUCCCGCCGGCUCCAGCACCCUAUACUCCCUGUCCCGCUACAGCCGCUACAUCUCCAUCCUGGACGUCGACAUGAAGACCCUGCGCUGCCCUCAGUACCGCGGCCAGCUCCUCGCCAACAUGGCCGACCACCGCACCUACAUCCGCCGCGGCUCCACCUACUUCCUCCACCUGCAGAGCGAGCUCUGCCGCCUGGCGGCCAGGGCAUUCCUGCUCACCUUCACGCACCACCUCCACCUGCCGGUCAGCCCCACGGAGGGGCCCGAGGCGGUGGAGGCCCGGCGGCGGGGCUUCCUGCAGGAGCAGCUGGGCCUGGACGAGGAGGACGGCCAGAUCCUGCUCUACCUCAGCCGGCUCAUCGCGCAGCGGUACCUGCGGCCCGCUAACAGCGACUGCUGCGCAGCCGUACCGUGUUUUAGUUUUAACUACGCCGCCAGUGUUUUAUAUAAAAUCUGAUUCCGCGAAGGGAAGGCGGGGAGCUGGAUCCCUCCCAACACCUCGCAGCGGAAAUCAGCGCUGAUACUUUGGGUUCAUUCGGACCAGGAGUGAUCUAAAUAAGGUCAAGAUCUCUGCACUGAUUUGUUUUUCUCCAUGUUGAUCUCUGUCUGCCUCACUGUGCAUCUCUGUGACUUCACACCUUCCUCUGGUGGCAGAGAAACCAGAGCUGAAUGUCUCUGCCGACUCUUCUCCACACUUACACAUUGCAGCCGAUGAACACACUUUGAAGCAAAAACAAAACUGGCAAAGAACUGUAGCGUCUAGUUUGACUGCCUAUGUCUUUAUGGGCCACCCGCUGCAAAGUUACAUGUCGGAAAAACAAUUAAGAGCAAUUGUAUGGCCUGUUCAGCCUGUCAGAGAUGUGAAAGAAAAUGUGGGUGUUAGUUUUUCAAAGUCAAUGUUUCCACCAUGAAUUUCCCACGUUUAUAAAUGUCAGGUUGAAACUGAAUAUGUAAUGCACAAACUAAAUCUUUAGCUUUCAAGUUGAAUAUUUAGCUGUGGUGCCAAAUUCUUGGUUUGAAAACUAAAUAUUUAGCUCAAAAUUAAAUAUUUAUUUAGCUAAUUAUAUAGUGCCAAAUUAAGUAAUAGGCUCUGAAGCUACAUAUUUAGCUUCAAACUAAAUAUUUAUUUUCUAAACUAAAUAUCUAGCAAUAGUUAAAUAUUUACUUAGCAACCUAAAUAUUUGCUAUAUUGCAGGCUUCCUAACUAGAUAUUAAUUUGAUAGUUAAAUGUUUAGUUUGGCUCCAACUUAAAUAUUUGAUGUGGGACUCUUGACAUUUUUAAAUAUAUGAAUAACACGGUGCAAAUAUGUCUUUGAAAAAUGAGCACCCAAUGUUUUAUUUACGACAAGCUAAGUAAAAGGAAAAAAAAAGCUGUUAAUUUUUUACCGUGCAACUUUCACAAACGGCGCCGCAUAUGUGUUGACAGCUCUUAUACCCUCGGCACUACAUGUAAACAUGUUUUUCAGCGCCGCGUACGCUGACAUUUUCUGUUGGCCGAGAACAAACACUGUUUGAGAAGCUCGCCCCUCUCUUUGGAAACAUCCAUCUGUCCCUUAAUCUAUGAUUUCACCUCCACUCGCCAGCAUUUUGUUUUUCUUUUCACGGCCCACAUUCCUUCAGAAACGGACAAGCGUCCGUUUUGUUGCAAACAGCAACGCGCUGUACGACCGUUCCCACUUAAAUUUCAGCUUUUGAUUUCAGGGUUAGGAUGUCCGAGGUGGUGGAGAACUGAGUCCUGUCGGUCGGGAGAAACGUUAUUGAUCAAAUAGUUUGGACCAGCCACUGGGGUGCAUUUUCAUGACUAUUAAACAGGAGCAUUUUAAAGCUAUUUAAUCUAAAUGUAUUGAAUUUCACUGUUGUCUUAAAGUUGUGUGAGAGUGACGCGUUGUCGGCAUCAUAGUCUAGUGUCAGAGUGAUCACUGUAUUGAUAAUAUUUCAGUUUUGUUCCAAUGAAAGCAAUUACCCUUUUAAUGCUUUUAACAAUAAACUUUUAUUUCUUGUGCCAACAGACGUUUAAUUCAGGACACCUGCUCGACUUUAUUAACUACAGAUGGACCGAUUAGGCUUUUACUGGCUGAUGCUGAGUUUUGGUUUUCUUUCAAAUCAGCAAUGAUAUUUGUAAAUUUUUCAAUUUUUUAUUUUUUUUAAAAUUUCUUUUGUUAAAGAGGGAGAAUAUAUGUGCUGCAGGUUAUUUGAUUUGAAAUCUGCCAGAAAAUGAAGGAGUAACCCAUUUUUAACCUGAUUAAAUUCAAAUUGGUGGAUCUUAAUAAACGAACCACUCACCAAUUUAAUUAAAAAUGUAAAACAGUCAUUUUUCUCAGCUUUUUAUGGCUUUUUUUAUUUUGAUGAUUAUGGCUUUAAAAAAACCCAAAUACAACUUAUCUUAAAAUAUAGUUAUUUUGUACAUACAAAUGAUCAACCGACUUUAAAAUAUGUUCUUUUUAAAAGCACUAAUUUAGGUGUUGCUCCUUCUGCGUGAAUUACUGCAUCAUUGCGCUGGCUGUUUUCACUUUGACAUCUGCAGCAGAUUUUUCCACAUGAGCUUUUCCCUGUUGCUUUUGCACAUGUUUCUGGUUAGUCAGUUGUUCCUUCCAGUCAACUUUCCAUUAAUAUUCACAGUUAUGCUCUAUCCAUAACUGUGAAAUGUGACAUUUCGGCAAUAAAAUAUAUUUUAUGCGAUGUAUAAAAUAUAGUUUAAAUCAUCAGCUACAAACUACAGUCAUCAGGUCAUUGAACAGGGGAGAAAAGUUUGAAAUUUGAAUUUUUUUGCUCCAUUUUACAUCCUCCUUGAAUUGGAUCAAUUAAAAUUUUCGAGGAUAUUCUAAUUUAUUGAGUCAUGUUAUUUCCAUAAUGCUAAUAAUUUCUGAAUUUUAAAUUUGUUUUAUUAAACUUAGUGAGGUGAGGUUUUAGUAUUAUUUUUAGUGUGUUUGAUCUGCUGAUCACUGAGCCCUGCUGUCAGUCAAUUCUAAUCUCUGGCCAAUUGAUUAAUGCAUCUGCUGGUGGCCUACUGCAGGAUAAACGUUCCCAGUUUAGGAUUGAACUUUUAAAAGUGGCUUAUCUUUGUGUUUUGUGCCGUCUGUGAUUCUGUGGGAUGGUAACUACAUGACUGCAUGGUCAGAGUUUAAAGUUUAAAGGUCACUGCAAGCAAGGCUUGUAACUACUACUUAAGUGGAUCUUGGUGCAGCAUGUGAUGAAGAGAUGUACCUGAUGUAUUGGGUUUUUGUCCUAGUCAUGCAAAGAAAAAAAAUACAAAGAACAAAAAAAAAAAAAAUAAAAAAAGAAAUAAACACACACACACACCCUGAAUGUAAUCUGAGAAGCCAUGCCGCUGUGUCCUUAUGUUGCCGUAUUAUGUCUGGUUUUUGUAUCUCAUCAAACUGCAGGUUCGGCCCUGCGAGAAAUUUGAAUUUGAAUAAAGCACGAUGUGAAUGUC